Molecule: messenger RNA, 777 nt
Organism: Triticum turgidum subsp. durum (durum wheat)
Lineage: Eukaryota; Viridiplantae; Streptophyta; Magnoliopsida; Poales; Poaceae
Source: the annotation of a GenBank genome assembly
AUGGGACAAAAAAUAAAUCCACUCGGUUUUAGACUUGGUACAACCCAAAAACACCAUUCCUUUUGGUUCACACAACCAAAAAAUUAUUCGGAAGGUCUACAGGAAGAUAAAAAAAUAAGGGAUUGUAUCAAGAACUAUAUACAAAAGAAUAGGAAAAAGGGCUCGAAUAGAAAAAUAGAAUCAGACUCAAGUUCCGAAGUAAUUACACAUAAUAGAAAAAUGGACUCAGGUUCAAGUUCCGAAGUAAUUACACAUAUAGAAAUCCAAAAAGAAAUCGAUACGAUCCACGUCAUAAUCCAUAUUGGAUUCCCAAAUUUAUUAAAGAAAAAAGGAGCAAUCGAAGAAUUAGAGAAAGAUCUACAAAAGGAAAUUAACUCUGUAAACCAGAGAUUUAAUAUUUCUAUCGAAAAAGUUAAAGAACCUUAUAGACAGCCUAACAUUCUUGCAGAAUAUAUAGCUUUCCAAUUAAAAAAUAGAGUUUCAUUCCGAAAGGCAAUGAAAAAAGCCAUUGAAUUAACUAAAAAAGCAGAUAUAAGGGGAGUAAAAGUAAAAAUUGCGGGUCGUCUCGGAGGAAAAGAAAUUGCACGCGCCGAAUCCAUUAAAAAGGGUAGACUUCCCCUCCAAACAAUUCGCGCUAAAAUUGAUUAUUGCUGCUAUCCAAUUCGGACUAUCUAUGGAGUAUUAGGUGUAAAAAUUUGGAUAUUCGUAGACUUUUUUCCUAAAAUCCCUGCAAAAGAAGAAAUUAUACCUCUUUCUAUAAGAUUUAAUGAAAAUUGA